CCUCGAACAGUACACAUCUCAGCGAAUAUUAAGAAUAAUCAUCAAAUCGGCGUAUUUUCUCGUGUUAGCAGAUCGAAACUUGCUAUCUCAGUCACAAGAAUGAAUUCAAUCAUGGCCUUGAACAACAACACAUUGAGGGGAUCAUCCGACGUAUUUCGAGCAUUGGAGAUCGAUGUUGAGGACUACCCUGGACAUCCAAGCUAUCUCACUCUUCCCUUAACGCCCGUUCACGAGCCAGAUUAUCACAUCAGAGCAGAGCCUCUCGCCCAUAGUACCCCGGCGAUGUCAGCGGAUCUAGGGAGCGAUGGCGAGCUAAGUCCGACGUUGAGCGAAAUAGACUCAACAUUCCUGUACAACACAAUCAACGAUGGCCCGGAGCUGGAUUUAUGGAGCGACAAUGCAUGGGACGCACUUGGAAUCGUGGAAGGGGACCUCUCGGUUGACAUCGACUCUAACCCAUCAACACUCUUAGAUCUGUCAUUGGCAUCAUCUGAAUUCUACAGUAGCGAGUCUGACAGUUCAAGUAACCAUAGCAACCCGGGUGAGUCCCCGGCUAACAACUCUACGAGUUUCGAUAGUGACAUUCCCUCAACGCCAACCAGUCGUCCAUCAAAUCAGCAACGUACACGAAGAGGGCAGUUGUCUUUGCGUCAGAAGUCACAGUUAGAGGAUGCGUUCUUUAAAUGUCCCAACCCAACAGAGAGCCAGCAGCGGAACCUUGGCAAAAAGAUUGGAAUCACAGUGGACAGUGUCCAGAAAUGGUUCAGUAAACAACAUGCUAGGUGUAUCCGUGACAAUCACCAGUAUCUCUAUGACAACUUGGACAUCUGGAUGGGUGUUACUAGCAACCGUACCUAUCUUCUUCCCGUAUUGUCUUCUUCUACGGAUCUGGACUCAGAGGAACUCGUCUAUAGUAACCAUGAUUGA
Messenger RNA from Owenia fusiformis, 927 nucleotides. The record is from the annotation of a GenBank genome assembly. NCBI's taxonomy places the organism in Eukaryota, Metazoa, Annelida, Polychaeta, Sabellida, Oweniidae.